AUGUUGACACUAGAACAUGCGCGUUGGGACAUGGAAGCUGGGGCAUGGGCGCUGGGACAUGGGAGCUGGGGCAUGGGUGCUGGGACAUGGAAGCUGGGACAUGGAAGCUGGGGCAUGGGCGCUGGGACAUGGGAGCUGGGACAUGGGCGCUGGAAAAUGGCAGCUAGAACAUGCGCGCUGGGACAUGGCAGCUGGGGCAUUGAAGCUGGGGCAUGGAAGCUGGGGCAUGGGCGCUGGAACAUGGAAGCUGGAACAUGGGAGCUAGAACAUGCGCGUUGGGACAUGGAAGCUGGGGCAUGGGAGCUGGGACAUGGGCGCUGGAAAAUGGCAGCUAGAACAUGCGCGCUGGGACAUGGCAGCUGGGGCAUGGAAGCUGGGGCAUGGAAGCUGGGGCAUGGAAGCUGGGGCAUGGGCGCUGGAACCUGGGAGCUGGGACAUGGGCGCUGGAACAUGGCAGCUAGAACAUCUGGCAAACGGGAGCUGGAACAUUGGAGCUGGAACAUGAGCGCUGGAACAUGGGAGCUGGAACAUGGCAGCUGGAACAUGAGCGCUGGAACAUGGGCACUGAAACACGGGAGCUGGAACAUUGAAGCUGGAACCUGGGAGCUGAAGCAUAGGAGCUGA
Messenger RNA from Candidula unifasciata, 624 nucleotides. NCBI's taxonomy places the organism in Eukaryota, Metazoa, Mollusca, Gastropoda, Stylommatophora, Geomitridae. The record is from the annotation of a GenBank genome assembly.